Molecule: messenger RNA, 1578 nt
Organism: Nelumbo nucifera (sacred lotus)
Lineage: Eukaryota; Viridiplantae; Streptophyta; Magnoliopsida; Proteales; Nelumbonaceae
Source: RefSeq, a predicted model, not a curated record
AUGGAGCUUCAGACCAUUCUAACCUUCCUCUCACGAAACCUGAACAGAUGGCCUGAAUUUUUGCUUGCACUUGUCUGUUUUCUGUCCAUCAGAUGGUACCGGAAACACAAGAACGAAAUAUCGCUGCGCUGGCCCAUCCUCGACGUUCUUCCUACUCUGCUCCUGAACGCCCACCGGAUUCACAGUUGGACCGUCGAGAUUGCCAACAAGUUCGGCAGCACAAUUGAGGGAAGAGGACCGGUGUUUGGGCGCUUGGACAUACUCUUCACAUGCGACCCUCGUAACGUGGAGUACAUGCUCAAGACCAACUUCGCCAAUUUUCCCAAAGGCCCCGAGUUGAUCGAGGCCUUCAACAUACUCGGAGAUGGCAUCUUCAACGUCGACUAUGACCUCUGGCGCGAGCAGAGGAGGAUGGCAAACGUCAACUUUGCGUCGAAGGACUUCAGAAACUUCGUAGCCAGAGUUAGCCGGACGGUUGUGGAGGACGGACUCCUCCCCUUGUUGGUGCACGCCGCUAAACAUGAGUCCGUCGUGGAUUUGGAAGAUGUUUUCAUGAGAUUCGCGUUUGAUAACAUGUUCAUGGUCGUCUUCGGGAGAAACUCCAAUCAUCUCUCCGUGAACCUUCCGCCUAACGAACUCGCCGAAGCCAUAGACGACGGAACGGAGGGGGUUUUCUAUCGGCACGUAAUGCCUAAGCUCUGGUGGAAGGUUCUGGGCUGGUUGAAGCUCGGAAGCGAGAAGAAGCUAGCUGACGCUCGGAAAACCAUAGACCGCAUCUUAUCAGAACAGGUUGCGUUGAAGAAGGAAGAAUUGCGUAGAGGAGAACAUGGAAGUGAUUUAAUAACCAUGUACAUCACUGCACUGUCGAAAGGACGACAUAAUAUUAAACAGUUAUCCACUGCCAAGGAUGAUGAUGUUUUCCUCAGAGAUACGGCGUUGAGUUUCCUUUUCGCCGGACGAGAUACAACUGGUACGUCCCUCAGUUGGUUCUUCUGGUUCGUUUCUACAAACCCUCGAGUGGAGGCAAAGAUAUUGGAAGAACUAAACGACGUAAUGUCGAGGAAGAAGAAUGAAAAGAAUGGUAUGAGCAGAGUGGAGGGGCCAUUGGUGUUCGAUCCAGAAGAUUUGAAGGAACUGGUCUACCUGCACGCAGCCUUGUGCGAGUCAUUGAGGUUAUGCCCUCCACUCCCCAUCACACGAAGAGGUGUCGUUAGAAAAGAUGUGCUCCCUGACGGUACAGUCGUGAAGCCAGGAAUGCAGAUUCUGAUUUCAAUGUACGCCAUGGGAAGGAUGGACUACGUAUGGGGUAAGGACUAUGGAGAAUACAAGCCGGAGAGAUGGAUUGAUGCCGACGGGAAACUGAACCAGGAGACCUUGUCGAAGCUGUUCUCCUUCAUAGUUGGGCCAAGGUCUUGCCCAGGGAAGAACAUGGCGUUUACUCAGAUGAAGGCUGCUGCUGCUACUGUACUGUUCAACUUCCAUAUUGAGGUCUUGAACGGCCAUGAUAUCUUCCCAAUGCCAUCAAUGGUUCUGCAUACGAAGAAUGGAUUGGUGGUGAAGGUGACUGAAAGGGUGUAG